AUAAUAAUCAUAAUAAUAAUAAUAAUAAUAAUAAUAAAGUCCUGUCCUCCUGCUGAGAUCUUUUUGAUUGCAGGUACUUUAAGGUAACACACAUCAAAUGAACUAAGACAUCAUUCCGGAAUAUAAGAAUCAAAUAAUCUCACAAAGGUAAGCCGGAGUGAUGCUAUUUACUGCCUUAUCGGUCAAAAGAAAGAUUUUAUAAUCAGCUCUAAACUUAACUGGAAGACAAUGCAGCAGUUAAAAUACUGGUGUUAUGUGGUCAUACUUCCUAGUUCUUAUAAUAAUUCUGGCAGUAGCAUUCUGUAUAAAUUGUAACCUGGAUACAGUCUGGUAACGACAGCCUGAUAACAGAGCAUUACAAUAGCCCAACCUACAUGAAAUUAAAGUAUUCAGACUCCUUCACUUUUUUCAAAUUUUUGCAGCCGUAUGUUGCAGCCUUUUGCUUCAGUUGCUUGAUUUCGCUGUUUUCCCUCAUCAAUGCACACUGAAUACCCCAAUAAUGACAAAGUAAAAACAGGAUUUUAGAAUUUUUGGCUAAUUUAUUAAACAUAAAAAACUGAAAUACCACACUGGCAUAAGAAUUAAGACCCUUUGUUAUGAAAAUUGAAAUUAAAGUGAGGGGUGUUUCCAUAGUGUGACCAGAGCUGAAACCAGACUGAAAUUUUUCAAAUAUAUUGUUAUGCUUAAGGUCUUGUACAAUUUUGGAAGGUACGAUCUUUUCCAAAAUGCCCGUCUGUCUCAGCCUUUAAAUCCAGGAUUCAUCUGUUCACUUAGCGUAUCCAUUGUAACUGAUGUUGAUUCCUGCGUAUUUCAAUGCAAAUGAGCUGGAAUUUUUAAAAAUCACCACAUUCAACAAAUCAUGAUAUCCUUUGUAAGUUUUUUGAUUAUAUAGGGAAAAAGGAUUUGUGUGUUCUUACCAUUUCACAUAAACAAUGUUUACGUGUUUCUUUCUCAAAAGCAAACAAUGUGAAAUACUAACCUUUUUCAUGAUUCCUUUCAGUCCAGUGAGCUGUUGUGACAUAAUGCUGAUUCAGGACUUUUCACAAUAAGACAACAAAUUCUUUGGGCAACGACAGGUAUAUAAGUGACAGUAUGGCACAUGUAAAAGCACAGCAACGUGAGCAGAGAUAGCCAUCACUAUGACUAUGGGCAGGGUAAGUGGUGCUACGAAGACAAAAUAAUUUCUAAUUAAAAAAAUAAGCCUGUAUCACAAUAGGUUUGGAUGAUUUUUGAAAAGCCAAACCUAUUAUAAGUAUCAUGUUUUAUUUAUUAACAUCAGUCCCCAUUCCAUUUCAGCUCACCUUCUACGAGGACAGGAACUUCGGCGGUCGUUCCUAUGACUGCAGCAGCGACUGUGCCGACCUCACAUCCUACAUGAGCCACUGCUACUCCUGCAGGGUUCACAGUGGCUGCUUCAUGGUCUAUGACCGCGCCAAUUACAUGGGGAACCAGUACUUUCUGAGGAGGGGAGAGUACCCUGACUGUAGGAGCAUGGGCAUGAGUGACUUCUUCAGAUCCUGCCGAAUGAUUCCCAUGUACAGGGGAUCCUACAGAAUGAGGAUCUACGAGAGGGAGAACUUUGGAGGUCAGAUGUACGAGAUGAUGGACGACUGCGACAACAUCAUGGAUCGCUACCGCAUGUCCAACUGCAUGUCCUGCCACGUGAUGGAUGGCCACUGGCUCAUGUAUGAGCAGCCCCACUAUAGAGGAAGGAUGAUGUACUUCUGGCCUGGGGAGUACAGAAACUUCAGCAACAUGGGAUGGGGCAGUGGCAUGAGGUUCAUGUCCAUGAGACGUAUCAUGGAUUCUUGGUAUUAAAAUAAUUUAAUAAAUUAAUAACUAAACUAAAAAAGGGCUCUGAAAAUUUAUUAAAUGUA
Messenger RNA from Scleropages formosus (Asian bonytongue), 1877 nucleotides. RefSeq names its product gamma-crystallin M2-like. Gene Ontology annotation, biological process: visual perception; lens development in camera-type eye. Bases 1258 to 1818 code for a protein of 186 amino acids. Gene Ontology annotation, molecular function: structural constituent of eye lens. The transcript is spliced from 2 exons. NCBI's taxonomy places the organism in Eukaryota, Metazoa, Chordata, Actinopteri, Osteoglossiformes, Osteoglossidae. The record is from RefSeq and is a predicted model, not a curated record.